AUGAAAUAUGUUAAUGUGCUGAAAAAAACCCUAAUAUGUAAUAGGGUAUUAAAUACGCAUGGAAGGGAAAUGAAAUCAAUAGUGUUUCGAAAAUAUUAUACAAAUUUAUUGGAUGGAAAUAAACCGUUUCUCAAUUUGACAAAACGCUGUUUAUUUAGUAGCCAAUCAGGACAAGAUAAGGCAUACAGCGAAAGUAGUGACAAUGUAAAUAAUAACAAUGAGGAACAUAAUGAAAAUAUGGAAAUUAAUAAGAAAAGCUCAGAAUGUAAUGAUAAUAAAAAAAAUAUGAACAAGUCAGAAAAUUCUGAACAUUCAGAAGAAAAAAAUAAUAAAGAAAUAAAUUAUGAAAGUUAUAACAAAAUAGAUCUUAUUAAUGAAAUUAAAAAAACCAAAAAACAUAUGGAUGAAAAAUUAGUAGAUAAUCAAGUUUUAAAAGAAAAAUAUUUAUCUGUAUUAGCAGAAAAAGAAAAUUUAAGAACUAGAUAUAUGAAAGAGAUUGAAAAUAAUAAAUUAUAUUGCAUUAGUAAUUUUGCAAAAUCAUUGCUUGAUGUUGCUGAUAACUUAUCAUUGGCAAUUAAAAACAUAAGUGAGGAAUCUUUAAAAUCGAAUGAAGAGAUUAACAAUAUAUAUAAAGGAAUAGAAAUGACAGAAACUAUUCUUCAUAAUAUUUUUAAUAAAUAUGGAAUAGAUAAAUAUAACCCAAUCAAUGAAAAAUUUAAUCCCAUGUUCCAUGAGGCUAUUUUCGAAGUUAGCGAUACCACUAAAGAAAAGGGGACAGUUGCAACAGUUAUCCAGCCAGGAUAUAAAAUAAAUGAUAGGAUAUUAAGAGCCGCGAAAGUUGGAGUUGUAAAGAACUAA
This is a messenger RNA of Plasmodium yoelii, 858 nucleotides long. RefSeq names its product GrpE protein homolog, mitochondrial, putative. The transcript has 2 exons. Bases 1 to 858 code for a protein of 285 amino acids. Gene Ontology annotation, cellular component: PAM complex, Tim23 associated import motor. NCBI's taxonomy places the organism in Eukaryota, Apicomplexa, Aconoidasida, Haemosporida, Plasmodiidae. The record is from RefSeq and is a predicted model, not a curated record. Gene Ontology annotation, biological process: protein folding; protein import into mitochondrial matrix. Gene Ontology annotation, molecular function: adenyl-nucleotide exchange factor activity; protein-folding chaperone binding; protein homodimerization activity.